UCCAUCCACUAAUUAAAUUUAAAUUUAUAAGCAAGUGUGUUUUCCACUUCUCAUCUACUUGCAGGGGGUUAUUGAUACUAAGAUUCAAUACAGCGUUUCUCUCCGAAAAGAAUUGAAGGAUGGGUCAAGCAUUCGGUUGUUAUCAAGUAGAUCAGUCAAAUGUGGCUAUCAAGGAGCACUUCGGAAAAUUUUCUGAUGUUCUAGAACCUGGAUGUCAUUGCCUGCCUUGGUGUUUUGGGUAUCAGAUUGCUGGUCGUUUGUCACUGCGUGUGCAGCAACUUGAUGUUCGAUGUGAGACAAAAACAAAGGAUAAUGUCUUUGUCACUGUGGUUGCAUCUGUGCAAUAUCGUGCUGUGUCUGAGAAAGCUUCUGAUGCAUUCUAUAGGCUUACCAACACACGGGAGCAGAUCCAAUCAUACGUGUUUGAUGUUAUCAGGGCCAGUGUACCAAAAUUGGAGUUGGAUUCUGUCUUUGAGCAGAAAAAUGAUAUCGCAAAGGCUGUAGAGGAGGAGCUUGAGAAGGCCAUGUCAACUUAUGGAUAUGAGAUAGUCCAGACCCUCAUUGUGGAUAUAGAGCCUGAUGUUAAUGUCAAGAGAGCAAUGAACGAGAUUAAUGCAGCUGCUAGAUUGAGGUUGGCUGCAAAUGAGAAGGCUGAAGCGGAAAAAAUUCUGCAGAUCAAGAAAGCUGAGGGAGAAGCAGAAUCCAAAUAUCUGUCAGGACUCGGUAUAGCUCGCCAACGUCAGGCCAUUGUGGAUGGACUGAGGGACAGUGUUCUUGCAUUCUCUGAGAAUGUGCCCGGGACAACAGCUAAAGACGUCAUGGACAUGGUGCUGGUGACUCAGUACUUUGACACCAUGAAGGAGAUAGGGGCAUCUUCAAAGUCUUCAUCAGUGUUCAUACCACACGGUCCUGGUGCGGUUAAGGACAUCGCUGUGCAGAUUCGGGAUGGUCUUCUUCAGGCAAGCGCGACAAAUUAAGCUUUCCUGGGGCUGUAAAUAACAAAUAGUAUGUGUCAGAUUUUGUCAGGAAAUGCUGUGUGUAAACUUUGAAUGUCUGCGUCUUUACUCUUAUAGCAGUGUGUUUACUUUUAUACCUGAAGUGCUGAUGUGCAGUUUUGAAUUCCUGUUUUAUUGUCUAGUUGCUUGUCAAUCAUACUGUUGGAGGCUUUGUUAUAUAACAAUUGCUUCCCGUAAGAUUUUCUUUUUUUGGUUCCUAUCUUGUAAGUUGGAAGUGAAUGUGUAAAUUUGCAGUGCUCUAUGUAUACAAUUUAGUUCACCUCUCUC
Molecule: messenger RNA, 1283 nt
Organism: Cajanus cajan (pigeon pea)
Lineage: Eukaryota; Viridiplantae; Streptophyta; Magnoliopsida; Fabales; Fabaceae
Product: hypersensitive-induced response protein-like protein 2
Cellular component (GO): mitochondrion
Source: RefSeq, a predicted model, not a curated record